UAGGAGUGCGCAUGUGUCUUCAGUGUGUAGUGCGCAAGGCUAAUGUGUUUAUGGCAGCGUGCUCUAUCACUUCGUCCAGCUCGGAGCAGUUUCGUAGAGACUGGCUACGCCAGUGCGAGUACCGAUGACCGAGUACCUACGCUUUACUGGCCUGCUUAUGUGGUGGUCGUCGACAGACAGGGAGAGCGGUACAUGUUGAAGCCGUGCUUGAGUCCCGUUUCAGUUGUGCGAUAGCGUCCGCAUGUGCACUUGGCAGUUUUUGGGCUUAGCAGUCGACGCUCGCGGUGUUAUCACGGCUGGCGGCGUUUCCGACUUGACGCGAUUGAAAGACAGACAAAGAGAGAGAGAGAGAGAUAGAGAUAUAUAUAUAUAUAUAGAGAGAGAGAGAGAGAGACAGAGAAAGACCGACCGUCGACUAGCUGGCGCCAUUUCUGGAUCCGUUACGGGCACGCCGUUAAUUAAUCUCGAGUCGUAGAACGAGACAGCACUACAGGAAUUAAAUAACAAUGAUAGAGUUUCAUCAGGUCGUCAUCACAGCGCUGAGCCUGCUGCUCGGCGGCUUUCUCCUUACCGGAAGUCGGCGACGCUUCAUUUACAUGCUCUACAAAACGCUGCCUAGAGAUAUUUUAGGCGCGUACCGAUUUUUUCGAGUUAAUAUACAACUUUGGUGGUGGGAGAAGCGUGAAUAUACCGUCGCGAGAGUGUUCUCGCAGUACGCAACAGCUAAUCCGGAAAAAGUCGCUUACAUUUUCGAAGAUAAGGAAUGGAAAUAUAAAGAGUUGGAGCAAUUCAGCAAUCGUAUAGGACGUUACUUCCGCACGAGGGCAUUUUCGCGCAAUGACAGUAUAGCUCUGGUCAUGGAGGGUCGUCCGGAGUACGUCGGUACCUGGCUGGGUCUUAGUAAGGCCGGCUUCGUCGCGGCUUUGGUCAACACGAAUCUUCGGCAGGAAACGUUGCUUCACAGCAUCAACGCUGCCGGCUGCAAAGCCGUCAUCUUCGGCUCCGAACUUACAGAUGCAAUUCGCGACAUCAGGAAUAAAAUCCCCGACAUCGAGCUUUACCAAUGGUCGGAGCUGGCGGGCACCCCCCUUUUGGAAGGGGCGAUCGAUCUCAACACGGAAAUCAGCAGCAUCGAUUCCGGACCCCUCGUUGUCGAACUUGACAUUGGCAGCCCCCGGGACAAAUUGAUUUAUAUCUACACGUCCGGUACGACGGGAAUGCCAAAGGCCGCCGUUAUCAAUAAUUUGAGGUACAUGUUAAUCACAUGCGGCGUGAACGCAAUGCUUAAUCUACGUUCGGACGAUCGAAUUUACGAUCCUCUGCCUCUUUAUCAUACCGCAGGUGGCAUAAUCGGAGCAGGACAAGCACUGAUGGGGGGUGUCACCGUCGUGCUCCGUAGACGGUUCAGUGCAUCCAAGUUUUGGGUAGAUUGCGUCCAUUAUGACUGCACCGUAGCGCAAUACAUCGGAGAAAUCUGCCGUUUUCUUCUCACGGUUCCUCCUGGUCAGUACGACAAAACGCAUAAAAUACGCUUAAUGUUCGGAAAUGGCUUGAGACCGCAAAUUUGGGAGACUUUCGUAAAAAGAUUCGGCGUGAAACAAAUAGGCGAGUUCUACGGAGCCACUGAGGGAAACUCCAAUCUCGUCAAUAUUGACAACACAGUUGGCGCCGUUGGUUUCGUGCCCAGAUAUGCAAGUGUGUUAUAUCCUGUCGGAUUGUUGAGGAUCGACGACGAGACUGGAGAGCCGUUGAGGGGAUCCGACGGAUUCUGUAUACCGUGCAAACCUGGUGAGCCUGGCGUUUUUGUUGGCAAGAUUAACCCGAAGAAAGCCAUAAACGACUUUAGCGGCUAUGCGGACAAAAAGGCAUCUGAGCAGAAGAUCAUACAUAACGUUUUCAAGAAGGGUGAUCGUGUUUUCAAUUCUGGUGACAUUUUGAUCAUGGACGAAUAUGGAUACUUUUAUUUCAAGGAUAGGACCGGCGAUACAUUUAGGUGGCGAGGUGAAAAUGUUGCUACUUCGGAGGUGGAGGCUAUUGUCAGCAAUGUAAUAGGACUUAAAGACGCAGCUGUGUACGGUGUCGAGGUACCAGGCAACGAGGGUAAAGCAGGAAUGGCAGCUAUAUACGACCCGAACAAUUCCUUGGACCUCAAAGAGUUGGUAGAGGGAUUAAAGAAAUCUUUGCCUACCUAUGCCAGACCACUUUUCAUUCGUGUCCUGUCGGAAUUAUCGAUGACCGGUACGUUCAAGCUGAAAAAGAGAGAUCUCCAACAGGAUGCAUUCGAUAUAAAAAAGAUUAAAGAUCCGGUUUAUUUUCUCGACAAGAACACCUACGUCAGGAUGACAGAUGAACUUUACAACGAUAUUAUACAAGGAAAAAUCCGGCUAUAAUUUCUCAUUUUAUAAUUCGUCCGCGUGUUUAUUGUUCUUCCAAAUACGAACUUCUUUUCUAAUGAAACAUGUUGACUUGGACACAUUUUAAUAUAUUUGUCAUAAGAUUUCAUAAGUUUUCAGUGGUUAAGAUGUAUCAGACAGUAAACGAUAUGUUUGUGGACCAAUAGACCAUCGUGCAUGUCUUAGUUUGCAAAUUCACGUGUGCGCAAGUUAUGUAUAAUCUGAAAGUUAUAGGUCUGUCGUUAAUACAGCAGUUGAUACUUUGCAGUUUAUGAAUUGUUUAUGAAAGUAAAUUUACGCGACAAUAACAAUAUAUUUGCAGUACUUCGCAAAGUACAGCAAAGUACAUAGAAAUUCACACAAUGUCAUUAGAUAGAUAAGAGCACAUGAGCGUAAAAGGGAAAUGUUAUACCUAAAUUUAUGUUAAGCAAUCUGUAUAUAUUGU
This is a messenger RNA of Harpegnathos saltator (Jerdon's jumping ant), 2838 nucleotides long. It is a transcript of the gene Fatp3, whose product is annotated as Fatty acid transport protein 3. Gene Ontology annotation, biological process: long-chain fatty acid metabolic process; long-chain fatty acid import into cell. Gene Ontology annotation, molecular function: long-chain fatty acid-CoA ligase activity; long-chain fatty acid transmembrane transporter activity. Gene Ontology annotation, cellular component: plasma membrane; endoplasmic reticulum membrane. Bases 507 to 2390 code for a protein of 627 amino acids. NCBI's taxonomy places the organism in Eukaryota, Metazoa, Arthropoda, Insecta, Hymenoptera, Formicidae. The record is from RefSeq and is a predicted model, not a curated record. The transcript is spliced from 13 exons.